UAGGAAAAGUGUUAUGAAGUACAUGCUUUAUACUAUACCUAUAGAGCCCCAAGAGAAAUGCCUUCUGCCUGUCUCAGUCAUGAAACAUGACUGGGUCCCUGUGCAUUCAGGUCCAAGUCUGCCAUGCCCUCCUUCACCUCAUGGAAGAGCAGCAUGUACCCAUGGAUAAACCUCUUAAACACUUCCUGAUAUGCCUUGGGAAUAAAGACAGAAAAGCCACACCUGGAAGGAGGAACAAAACUAUGACAACAUGAACACAAACUCACUCAGGCCUUUAAAGUCAAUGGAAAUGUUGUAAAAAUGGAAGUGGUCUCCACAUCAGUUGGCAACUUUACCAUUGAUCUUUUCAACCAGCUGAAUGAGAACAACAAGGGAAAAAACAUUUUAUUUUCCCCUUGGAGCAUAUCAGCUGCUCUGGCUCUGACAUACUUGGGAGCAAAAGGAACUACAGCAACUGAGAUGGCAGAGGUCCUUCAUUUCACUGUGGAAGCAAGAGCUGAAGCUUCUUCUUCUGUGGCCAGACCUUCUCGGGGGAGACCAAAGAGAAGAAAAUUGGAUCCUGAGAACAAGCAAGCUGCAGAUAUCCAUUCCGGCUUCAAGAAGCUCCUGACUGCCAUCAACAAACCCAGAAGCACCUUCUCCCUGAAAAGUGCCAACCGCAUUUACAUGGAAAAAACCUUCCUGUUAUUGCCUACAUAUAUACAGCUCAGUAAGAACUACUACAAAGCAGACCCACAGAAGGUUAACUUUAAGACAGCACCAGAACAGUCAGGAAAGGAAAUCAACACCUGGGUUGAAAAACAAACUGAGGGCAAAAUCAAGAAUUUGCUGAGUCCACGAGAUGUGACAAACACCACCAAGCUGAUCCUGAUAAAUGCCAUUUACUUCAAGGCAGAAUGGGAAAAGAAAUUUAAGGCAGAAUAUACAGAGCUGCAACCCUUCCGACUAAGCAAGAACAAGACCAAGCCUGUAAAGAUGAUGUACAUCAGAGAAACAUUUCCAGUUCUCAUCAUGGAAACAAUGAAUUUCAAAAUGAUUGAGUUGCCAUAUGUGAAACGUGAACUCAGUAUGUUCAUCCUCCUUCCUGAUGACAUCAAAGACAACAGUACGGGUCUCGAACAGGUGGAAAGAGAGCUGACAUAUGAGAAGCUGUCCGAAUGGACUGAUUCCAAGAAGAUGACCAAGACUCUUGUAGAUCUGUACCUACCUAAAUUCAAAAUGGAAGAGACAUAUGACCUCAGCGAUAAUCUGAUCAGGAUGGGAAUGCACAGUGCCUUCAGCAGCAAAGCUGAUUUCAGUGGAAUGACUGAGAAUGAUAUAGCCAUCUCCAAAGUUUUCCACAAGUCUUUUGUUGCAGUUGAUGAGAAGGGCACUGAGGCAGCUGCUGCUACUGCUGUCAUUAUAGAGAUAACAAGUGGACAUAUUAGCCAUGUUCUGAAAUUUAGGGUUGACCACCCUUUCUACUUCUUCAUCAGACACAACAAAUCCAAGAGCAUCCUCUUUUUUGGUAGAUUCUGCUCUCCUCUAGAAUGAAUUAUUACUUGCUCUCAGACAGCAACCAAGGUUCACUGUUCAGUGGAAAAAAUGUGAACUGUGGUGCUAAAAUCUCAACCUUAAGCCAUGUGGCCACCUGUACUGAAGUGCCUAUUCUUUUCCUUACACCCAACCCCCCUCAAAGAAGGCAGCAAACAGAAACUAUCCUGAGCCACCAAAGAACACCCCUCUACUGCUUCUUUCUAUUGUCCUAACGAGACAGUCCUAAACAGGAAAAAAAACCCAGAGUUUUGCUCCCUUUUAUCAAAUCUGCUCUUCUGGAUUUGUUGUUUAAAAGUAAGGUGGAGUCUUAAAAGCUUUCUGCACACAGGCCAUCAUCUAGCCCUAUGUCAAAUGCUGACUUCAAGGGAAAUGCAGUUCAUUCUCUUGACUCUCAAAGAGAGAAAAAAGAACCCUGAAAAAAACCCACAAACUUGUAGAAAUCUGUAUGCUCUCUUUUGCUCUCUUUUCCUCACUGGGAAAUCUGUAUUUGUACUACAAUGCUAUUUCAUAACCUCAAUUUAAAAUUUCAGUGACUGUUGGAAAUUAACAAAAUUUAAUACAAAUCCAGAAUAAUCUCAGAAUGCCCCUUACCAUCCCAUCUCACUACAUGUGUAUAGGCACAUCACAUUCAAUCUCUCCUGCUCUUUCAGUUUCCUGAAAAAGUAAGACUAUGAGGGAAAAUUGUCCAACCCUUAAUAUUAAAUUGCUGACUUCUAAUCAUGUUGCAUUUUCCCCUCAUUUUUCUAAAUUUUUUUAGUUUAAGGUUGCUGAGAUUUCCAACCAGCAAAAAUGCUAAGAAAACUACCAGGAUUGCCUUCUUGCCAUCUUUUAUUGAUAUGUAAUCUAAACUUGUUAGAAUUUAAAUCUGCUUCCUCUUUUUACUUUUACUUAAUUAUACCUGUUUCCUGGUUAAUACCUGCAAAGCUUCCUUGCCACCUGUAAUAUUUACCAAUGUUUGAUUUGUACCUUGCGAGUGCAUCUCAGCAAAGAUAUGCAUGGUAUUGACAGAAACACCAGUGAAAUUUUGAUUUUGAUUGACGCUGUACUUAUUAUUUUACCAUGAGCUGCAUUUAAAAAAAUAAAUGAAGUUGUGUUUGUGUUAUUCAAGA
This is a messenger RNA of Vidua chalybeata, 2645 nucleotides long. Its product is annotated as heterochromatin-associated protein MENT-like. The transcript is spliced from 8 exons. Lineage: Eukaryota; Metazoa; Chordata; Aves; Passeriformes; Viduidae. The record is from RefSeq and is a predicted model, not a curated record. Gene Ontology annotation, molecular function: serine-type endopeptidase inhibitor activity. Gene Ontology annotation, biological process: negative regulation of endopeptidase activity. The coding region runs from base 301 to 1533 and encodes 410 amino acids.